Cucurbitaria berberidis CBS 394.84 is the source of this 2037-nucleotide messenger RNA. RefSeq lists its product as uncharacterized. Bases 93 to 1682 code for a protein of 529 amino acids. The record is from RefSeq and is a predicted model, not a curated record. The transcript has a single exon. NCBI's taxonomy places the organism in Eukaryota, Fungi, Ascomycota, Dothideomycetes, Pleosporales, Cucurbitariaceae.
UGACAAAAUCAAGCGGCACCAGCUGAUUCGGGCGUGAGCGAUGCGAAUUAAUCUCUGCAUAAUGUAAAAAGACUCCAUAUUCCAAAUUCAUCAUGGCACACCCCGAGAGCAGGAUACCAGCCUGGCGGAGACUGGGCCUCGCCCUCAAGAACGAGGACCAAUCCGCAGUCACCGCGCCUGAACACCAUUCUUCCCACAGCGAGGAGCCCCAACACGCCGCAAAAGACACUCCAGACAAGUUCCAAUCACCAGUCGAGCCUGCUGUUAAUGGAAAAUCGUCAAAUCUUGGCAAGCGAAAACACCAAUCUGAGCCAGCUGAGGGUCAUGGCGAAAACUCCAAGAAGACCAGAACGGCCCGCGAAGAGGACGAAAAAACCAACGGAGUGCCCGACCUUGGUACUCCGACCAUUACCAAUUCAGGAAUCAAUGCAGUAGUGGAGUCUGGGACAGAGGGAUCACCAGCGACACAGACAGCACGUCCAAAGGGUGACUCAAAUUAUCGAAAGAAGAAAUCGAAGCCGCAGAAGCGCAGAAGAGAUGAUUACGAUGACGUUCAGGUUGAGCCUACGGUAACUCAUGCCCAAUCGAAGCAUGACCACUCUGUACAACCAGCUCUCUCACCUGACGAGCCAGUGUCUAUGAAUGGCCAACCAACUUUACUUGCGUCUACCGAAACAGAGUUGGCGCCAUUUGCAACACCGCAAAAGCACUUGACGUCCAACAAACACAAGAGCAAGCACCCUCCAGGCUCACCACCACAGACGGACCGUCGAAAGUCUGUUGCGUUCACUCCAGAUACGAAAACGACUGAUGGUAACACUGGCCAAGACCUGUUCAAGAAGUGGGUCGCCGAGCAAAAAGGCACAGGGCCCGUCUCUCAGCCGCCUGAAGUUUCCAAUUUCAACCUUCAUUCUUUAAUCGCCGAGGAAGAGAAGGCAGCGCGGAAGUCCGGACAGCUGGAGAAGAAGCAAACAACCGAGGAAGCCACCCCAAGAUCUGAUAACGUAGAGCAAAGCGGAUCGCCCGCCGAGAAAACAACAGCGAUAACAGUCAGCCAAACACCGCCAUCGCGUGACGAGAAGACUGCGACCCCGACCACAUCAAAAGGAAAGAAGAAGGAUCCAUCCAUUUACAUAUCGUAUCUCACUCAGUAUCACACCAAUCGCAACCACUGGAAGUUCAACAAAGCGAAGCAGAACGAUGUGGUAGAUAAUGCGCUAAACGUCUUCCGCAUACCAGACGAGCAUUCUGAUGCUUUAACCGAGUACGUGGCAGGAUUAAAAGGAGCAGGAGUGAUUGAGCGCCUGAAGGAGAGGUGCAAAGCAGCUUUGAAAGAACUGGACGAGCAAGACGCACAAAAUCCAAUACCAAUGGACGAUCCCGAAACUCGCAAGGCAGCCCAAGAAGAGGCGCUACAAGAACGUGUUACGAAGGAGAGGAAGCGAAGAAAAGUCGAGGGUGACGUCGAGAGUUUGCUUGAUCAUCCCAACGGUGACGGCUAUAUCCGACGGCUACAACGGAAGCGCGCCGAGGCUCUAUUGACGGCGCUUGGUCGCACAGCACCUGUAUUGCCAGCUGUUGCGCAAACAAACGGUUUCAAUCCCAUGUUGCAAAACCUUGCGCCUCCACCUCGGAGGGACUCGCAGAAACGAAAGCGAAGAGGUGAAGUUUCGAGUGAUUAAAGCAGCUCCGACAGCAGUAGCGACGAUGAGAGCUCAAGCUCGGAUUCGGAGGAUGGGAAUAGCGACAGCUCGGAUUCAGACUCCAAUGAUGACACUCUAGCAUCUGCCUCGAAGGCAUCCACUUCUCUACACUCGGACAGCGGGAAUGACAGUGAUAGCGAUUAGAAGGACGCUCGCAUCGCAGAAAUACCGCGACCUGGUCGCAAGACACGCCCACGGUGUAGGAGAGGGAGAACUUAGGCGUUUAGGUGCUCAAAGGUAGAUAGACCAUUAAUCACUGGGUAGGAAUCGAAAUAUUCAAGGCUACGUGGCCACGGUGCCUCUGUAAUAGCCCUACCAAAUGAGUCAAUCAAAC